This is a messenger RNA of Daldinia childiae, 1368 nucleotides long. RefSeq names its product Trichothecene 3-O-acetyltransferase. Lineage: Eukaryota; Fungi; Ascomycota; Sordariomycetes; Xylariales; Hypoxylaceae. Bases 1 to 1368 code for a protein of 455 amino acids. The transcript has a single exon. The record is from RefSeq and is a predicted model, not a curated record.
AUGUCCGACUUUUCUCAUCUCAGGGAUAUUGUGGGUCAGCUCCCCUUUCUCAAGACCUAUAGCCAUUUACUACUUGCCUUUCCUCUGCGAGACGAAUCGCGAGAUCAAGUUAUUAAUCGCUUGCAACUAUCUGCUUAUAAGCUCACAGAAGCAUUCCCCUGGCUUGCCGCUAAAGUAGUAAAUAGGGGAAGUGGCCCGGGCGAUUCUGGUGUAUUUGAGCUGGAGCCGUGCUCUUUGUGGUCGGCUCCAAACUCCAUUCUGCGUAUUAAGGACUGUUCGGAACUAUGUCCUCCAUUCGAAAAACUAGUCCAAGCAAGGGGACCCGCCACAAUGCUCAACGGUGAUAUAUUGGGACCUCGCGCGGCAUUUCCAGAUAGCUAUCAGGAAACGGAGGAGGACCCGGCUCCGGUGAUAGCCUUCCAAGCUAAUUUGAUCAAAGGCGGGUUGCUUUUAGACUGCGCAGCGCAACAUAAUUUUAUCGACAUGAGUGGCAUUGAACAGUGCUACAACUUAUUAGCGACUGGAAUGGGGGACGUGCCCUUUUCGUAUGAGGCUGUCAAGCAAGGAAAUAUUGACAGGCGAAAUUUGCUACCACUUCUACGGCCAGGCGAACUCAUGAAUGAUCAUAGUCAUUUUAAUAAACCGCCCCCGUCUGAUCCAAGUCCGUCUCUUGCUGAACCUGACUCACCCUUCUCUUGGCGUUACUUUCGUUUCUCGGCCGCCAAAUUGGCAGAAUUGAAAUUACUUGCUACUUCGUCCGAGGAAAGUAACCGCUCUAUCCCUUACAUCUCUACCAACGAUGCAUUAACUGCUUUCUGUUGGCAACGGGUGAUUUCUAUCCGAUUACGACGUCGCCAAACUCCCCACGCAAAUGCCAAGAUUCUCCGAGCGGUGGACACGCGGAAGAUCAUGGGAGUCCCACAGGGAUAUAUGGGGGAUCUUAUCACCAUCUCUACAUCAGUAUCAACAUUUCAGGAACUAGCAAAUGCCUCCCUUCCGGAAGUCGCUAGUAUCCUCCGCAAUGAUUUGAAUUAUGUUAAUACGCAGGAUUAUGUUCGUAGCUAUGCCACAUUCGUUGCUCGUACGCUGGAUAAGUCCAACAUUGUGUACGGCGGCCGGUGGAAUCCAGACACAGAUAUCGGCUCCUCCUCAUGGGCCCAAGUUCAACUAUCUCGAGUCAACUUUGGUUCUUUAGGAAAGCCGGCACUAGUGAGACGACCUACGUUCAAGCCGUUAAGGAGUAAUAUUUACUUUAUGCCACGGACGAUUUCUGGUGAUAUAGAUGCAUUACUAUGCUUCAACGAGGAAGAUAUGAAUGGACUGAUGGCAGACCCCGAAUGGAAUUCAUUUACGGACUAUAUUGGAUAG